UAAAAGGAAGUUGAAGAACUGCUCAACUGCAGCGGCAGCUUGAAAAAAGUACUUCCUUUAUGGUUUCGGCUCUUCUACGUGCUAGAUCAGCGAGAAAACAACACAAUGAGUGAGGGUACAGCUACCAUCCGUACUAGGAAGUUUAUGACAAACAGACUGCUAUGCAGGAAACAAAUGGUGGUUGAUGUUCUUCACCCAGGUCAACCCUCAGUAAAGAAGACUGAAAUCAGGGAAAAGCUCGCAAAAAUGUACAAAGUUACUCCCGAUGUCGUCUUUUGUUUUGGAUUCAGAACCGCCUUUGGUGGUGGUAAAUCAACAGGUUUUGCUCUUGUCUAUGAUACCAUGGACUAUGCUAAGAAGUUUGAGCCCAAACACAGAUUAGCAAGGCAUGGCCUGUUUGAGAAGAAAACACAAACCAGGAAACAGCGCAAGGAACGCAAGAACAGAAUGAAGAAAGUCAGAGGUACAAAGAAGUCUAAAGUUGGUGCGGCUGCUGGCAAGAAGGGCAAGAAAUGAACAUAAUUUUUAUUCAGACCAUCUGAUUAAACAACCAUGUAACCAAGCUUUGGUGGGAGAUAACUGUGAAAUCCAUGUUACUUCAACUUCAUUUUAUAUUUUGUUAAUUUUAAAUGUAAGUAUAAUGGAAUAAACAGUUUUCUUUUAUCAA
Molecule: messenger RNA, 667 nt
Organism: Macrosteles quadrilineatus (aster leafhopper)
Lineage: Eukaryota; Metazoa; Arthropoda; Insecta; Hemiptera; Cicadellidae
Gene: RpS24
Product: 40S ribosomal protein S24
Exons: 6
Coding region: 106-516 (136 amino acids)
Biological process (GO): translation
Cellular component (GO): ribosome
Molecular function (GO): structural constituent of ribosome
Source: RefSeq, a predicted model, not a curated record